Messenger RNA from Ornithodoros turicata, 3186 nucleotides. RefSeq lists its product as uncharacterized. Lineage: Eukaryota; Metazoa; Arthropoda; Arachnida; Ixodida; Argasidae. Bases 1 to 3186 code for a protein of 1061 amino acids. The record is from RefSeq and is a predicted model, not a curated record. Gene Ontology annotation, molecular function: zinc ion binding; nucleic acid binding. The transcript has 2 exons.
AUGGAAGCGGUCAAGUCCUUCAAGGAUCGACUUGAAAAGAGCAACGGAGAACUUGACCGAAUCAACGCUCAGUAUGAGGAGUUCAUACCUGCAGCCGAAGCCGAAGCGGAGUUCCUUGCAAUCGCCGAAUAUGAAGAUCAGGCUAUCGGAAUGAUAUCGACAUUGCAAGCGCACUACAGCCGACUGCAAGCACAAAGCGAAAGCAGCAGACAGCGACUUUUAGGACAGGACGCGACAGCAACGGACGUCACAAGCCAGAGAUCAGAACUUAGGUUUAAAGGUCCCAAGCUGCCCGUACUUAAAAUAACCCCCUUUGACGGGGACUACGGGCAAUGGACAUUGUUCUGGGAACAGUUCAAGGGUACCAUUCACGAUAACGCAGGAUUACGGAACCUCUACGACCACGUCGAUGUUCAUAUGAGAAGCUUGGAAACAGCCGGUGUGCAGCCUGCUUCUUAUGCAGCUAUGCUAGAAGAAAUCCUUACCCAGUCUCUACCUCGUCAACUGGCUGUGGAGUACAAACGUCAGGCACUUCAGUCAAGCCUCUCAUCCACAGCCACUGUGGCUGGCACUGAGGAAAGUUCUUCAGCUGAAGCCAGUGUGGCCCAAGCAGAUCUGAAAAGGCUCUUAAAUUUCCUCAGGAUAGAGGUUGAGACCAGAGAAGGGUCCCAAUGGUCACAAAAUAAUAAAACAGAUGAAAUCGAGCAGGGCCACAAGAAAGGAGUGCGCCCUAAAGCCCUCCCAUCUGCUUCUGCUCUUCACUCAUCGUCUGCUACAAAAGAGGAACGUUUGUUCUGCAAGCAGGCUCAUAAGACUCAGACCUGUGCAUCUCCCAUGCUCUGGGAUAGAAAGUCAGCCUUAUUAUCAAAGGACUUUCGCUGCUUCCGUUGCACGCUAAAGGGUCACAGAGCCAAGGAUUGCAAAGUUCGAAUUUUCUGUUCCAGAUGUCAAGGAAAGCAUGCACUUGCCGUGUGCAGGAAAGAGAGUGUACCCAAGCACGCUGGAGAGAGUACAAAUCUUGCAGCACAGUCGACACCUUGUGAGAGGUCCAGGCCUACCGCUUCACUAGAAAAUGCUGUUGAAGUCCUCCCGAAGACGUUCAGAGCUUGGGCUGUCACCCCGCGAAGAUGUAUGUACGUCAGGGAAGUAAUCGACGGUGGGAGCGAUCGCACCUUCGUGUCCGAGGCUUUGGCGAGCAUUUUGCGUUUGCCGAUAGUCGAUGAAAUAUCCCUUAGUAUUACGACCUUCGGCUCUAACAAGGCUACGUCGCCGCAAAGAAGGAAGAUCGCAAGUUUGAGACUUCGAUCUCAGUAUGACAUGCAAGAGCGGGAGAUUCAGGCAGUCGUCAUUCCGGUGAUCUGCCAUGAUAUCCGAUCGGCGUCUUUUGAUCUGCAGUUCGUCAACGAGCUCAAAGAAAGAGGCAAGGACCUUGCAGAUGAGCUCUGCUUUCCAGGAGACAUGUCGUGCGAAGAUGUUAGUAUUUUGAUCGGCUCUGAUCACAUGUGGGCCAUUCUUACCGGUGAAAUCUUGAGGAAGAGUGAAUCUGAGCGGCUUGUGGCCUUGCACUCUAUAUUAGGCUGGACCAUCCAAGGGCCUACGCCACUCUCCUCACAGAUCGAGUUUCAAGGGCACGCCCAGAGUCACAUGGCAACAGUUGCCUGUGUUCUUCGUGCUCAUUCUUCGGUGGAAGUACUUGGCUCUACCGACGACAGCAGCACAUGGGAACCAACUCUUCGUGCGUUCUGGGACAUAGAAACCAUGGGUCUGACGACCGGCAAGGCAACUUCAGACCACCCAGUGUUUGAACACUUUUCGCAAACCAUAAAAAAAGAUGGACAAAGGUACGACGUAACCCUACCGUGGAAACGUGAUCCGGUUGGUUUCCUUGAAGACAACUAUAAAGUUGCUCUGACUCGCCUUAAGAAGCUUGUUGCGCGCUUGAAGCGGACGGAAGGAUUGCUUCUUCGGUACGACGGCGUUAUAAGGGAAUACUUCAACCUCGGCCACGCAGAGGUCGUCGAUACUGAUGCCAAAAGCAAGGGCCCGGUCUACUACAUGCCACACUCCGCAGUCAUCCGAGAAGACCGCGCUACGACAAAAGUUAGGGUCGUCUUUGAUGCCUCAUCUCACGCCCCCCAGUGUCCGUCGUUGAAUGAGUGCUUGGACAAAGGCGUGAACUUGAACCCUGAUAUACUACAGCUGUUAAUCCGAUUCAGGAGUUUCAAGACUGCGCUUACGGCUGACAUUGAAAAGGCCUUUCUUCAGGUUCAAGUUCGUGAAAAGGAUAGGGAUGUAUUCCGUUACAUUUGGUUUGAACAACAACCGGACUGUGGGACAUACGUGGGUGACUCAGAAGGGCUCCAAACACUACGCAUGACAAGAGUACCCUUUGGAGCGACGUCCAGUCCGUUCCUUCUGUCAGCAACCAUUCAACAUCAUCUCAAUGGCAUCGACGGGAAUCUAAAGGCAACAGCCGAAAAGCUACGGAAGUCCUUUUAUGUCGAUGAUUUGGUCACUGGAGUCGAUUCGGAAGAAGAAGCAAGGAAACUGUACGAAGACACAAUGCUUAUAAUGAAAGCCGCUGGAAUGAACCUUCGUAAAUGGACGAGCAACAGCGUGAACUUACAAGUCAUGUUUGAUGGUGGGCUAUCCUGCGAGGCAACAUCAUCGGUAUCAGAGAUCUUGAGUCCACAAAAGAUUCUGGGAGUGUCGUGGGAUAAGGCACGGGACUUGUUGCAAGUGUCCUUGAAGUCUUUGUUUACCUUCCUCCUGGAGACAGGCGACACAAAAAGGUUCGUCUUACAAGCCUCUUCUAGGGUCUUUGACCCCUUGGGCUUCAUGAGCCCGUUUACAAUACGCGUGAAGAGACUAUUUCAGCAACUCUGGAUCGAUGGAGUGGAGUGGGAUGCCAAACUUCCAGACCAAGCUCAGUUGGAAUGGAAGGCGUGGUGCACAGAAUUGCCCACUCUGCGUCUCGUCAGCGUGUGCCGACACGUUGGGAUAUACUCUUCGAACGGAGCCAGACACGUUACUCUUUAUGCUUUUUCAGACGCCAGCAUGCAUGCGUACGGAGCAGUCGUGUACGCUUGCGCGCAAGAGUCACAUUCAGAUGUUAAUCUACUGGUGUCCAAGUCCAGGGUUGCCCCUCUGAAAGAACUCACACUUCCCAGGCUGGAGUUGAUGUGA